AUGUCCAGCGCUGGUCACCCCUCGCAGUCCGCCUCGUCCGUUCCUACCCCUCCGCCGACCCGGCCCCCCGUCAUCCCCUCCUCUUGGCUGACACCGUCCGAACAGAGGUUAUUCUUCACAGCAAUCUUUGGAUUGAUAGAAAUAUCGAAAAUAUGGGAUACCUUUUCACCAUUACUUCAUUUGGAUAUAACACCUACAUGGUCAUCAGGGUUGAGGAUACAAGGUCCAGGAUCAGUGAUAGGAUGGACGAUAGUUGAGAUUGGUGCAUUGUGGUCUGUGGGGCUGUUGAGAAUACCAAUGCUCUCUCCUUCAUUAGGCCAACUGUCGAAAUUAGGACUAUUGAGUGGAUUGGUGAAUUUAGCUUGUUGGUUGAUAGUUGAGCCAAGCGCUGCUCUGAUAAGUAUCAACGUAGUUGGUCCUGCCGCAUUAGGUGGAGAAUGGUAUUGGAAUUGGGUAUAUUCCCUCAAACGAUUUAGAGAACCAUCACAUUUAGAAGGUAUACAUAAGAUCAGGUUAUUACCUUACAGCACUGCAACACUGAACCCGCUUUCCCUCACAUAUUGUAUACCUCCCGAUUCUUCUCAACCACUAUACAUCCCUAUAGUAUUCAACAAUUCGAUUCCUGAUGAAGUAUCGUAUUUCGUUCGAUCACUCGAGACUGGCCAUGCGACGGUAGAGAAAAUAUCAGGAUCUCAAAUGAAACGAUCACCUACAAGACCAGGUAGAUUACGUAUAACGAACGGAGAUGAAGACGACAAUCUACAAGAUGAUUAUGAUGAUGAUGGCGGCGAUUACAUCACACAACCUGAGACAGAUCCAUUAUCAGCUUUGGUCUUACAUUCAGAUGGUCAACAUAUGAAUACGAAUGGAUUAGAAAUUGACAUUACAAAAUUACCUUCUGUCAAACCUCCAGAUUCAAUGGCACUUAUACCUAGAAAUUUGGCUUCUUCUCAGAAUAUCCUUUUUAUCACAGUUGAUAAACCGAGUCUUGUCACACUUAAAUCAGUCACCGAUAAACGAGGCGAUAGAUUUCAUAUCACCCCGCACAAGGAAGCUAUCAUCAUCGAGUGUCCAACUGGCGGUCAAUUCAUCCAAGAUCAGAAACAAGAUAAAAUCAUAUUGAAAGAUGGUAGAUCAAAAUCACCCGAAUUACGAUGUGUAGGAGAUGAAGAAGUUACGAAAUUCCAAGCUCGUGGUGUUGGACCUUUGAAAGUAUCAUGGAGGAAGAAGUCUGGUAACAAGGUAGAUUCAGGUGUGAUAGAAGGUAUAGAAGAAGAUUUAGAACCUGUCAAUGAUGAUCUCGCUCUUAUUCGUCGUGAUAGAGUAUCAAAAACCCAUACGGUUCCUUUAAGGGUAUCUCAUAAUCAACCUGGUACUUUCACGCUUUCCCUAACGACUGUCACCGACGCGCUUCAUAACACGUACAACCCAGCUGGACACUCAGCAGAAAAAGUGUUCAACGUGAUAUCUAGACCAUCAGUUCGAUUUGACUGUCCUUCUACAGUCCAAUUACUUCAUAAUGAGAAAGCGAGUAUCUCUGUCCAAGCUGUUGUUGAUGGUAACCUCGAAAAAGAUUUAGAAGUAUUCUAUACUUUCGAAUCAAUCAAUGGUGAGAAGAGUAACAAGAAGAUCAAAUUAUCGAAAAAAAGAGAAGAUAUAAUCGUUUCAGAACCCGGUACAUACACCUUGAUCGACCUUGAAGGACCAUGUGCAGGUGGUAUAAUGGAACCUUCAAGUUGUGCUGUACAAAUGGUACCUCUCCCCACGAUGGACAUGAGUAUAACGACUUUACAUGAAUGUGCCAUGGACGUGGGUGCGACCGCCGCGUUCGAUUUUACAGGUUCACCUCCAUUCAAAUUGGAUUAUACAGAGAAACGCAAAGGUGGAAAAGCUAGAGUAUUAAGUGAAACUUUCCAAACGAAUCAUGGAUCAGUCAUACUUCGACCUGAACAUGAAGGUGAAUAUACCUACACAUUCACUUCGUUAAGUGAUAGAAGAUAUAAAAAUGUAAAACUUGAUAAACCACCAAUCAAACAAACCGUUCAUCCAUUAGCAAAUGUAGAUAUGAUUGGUAGAAUAGGUAAUACUAAGAAACAUACAUUAUAUGCUUGUUCAGGUGAUCAAGUUGAUAUUGAUAUUGAGGCGAGAGGUAUCGCACCGCUCAAACUAGCUUAUAUCAAAUCGUGGUCUACACAUUCUGAAAAUGUUACAGUGCCAGUCAAUUCUGGUCGAUCAAAAAUAUCAGUCCCUGUUCCUCAAGAAUUAUCAGCGACUAGUGGCGCAAGUGGGAAAGUCACAAUCACAUUGUCAUCGAUUGAAGAUGGCAAUGGAUGUGUCAGGAAACUCAGUACACCUGCAAUAGAGAUUGAUAUCAAGAGGCAAAAACCCACUGCCAGGUUCGCAAAGAGUCAACAAGUCAUCAUUACAGAAGGAGAAUCUGCGAAAGCUGCUCUGAGAUUGACUGGUGAAGCACCAUGGGAUCUCACUUACACUGUUAAUGGCAAAGAUCGCAAAGUCACUAUACGUGAUCCCAACAAUCACCUGAGCUUUUCUGAGAAAGGAGUUUACCAACUUGUCAAGAUCAAAGACGCUCACUGUGAAGGAGAUAUCUCAUCUACUGACUCAACAUUUGAAAUCCAUUUUAAACCUCGUCCCGUUGUUUCUCUUCAACAGACUCCUGGAGUUAGUGUUGUGUCACCCAAUGCAUUCAAGCACAAAGAUUUGUGUGCGGGACAAGAACAACAAGUAGCCUUGCGAUUCUCUGGACAAGCGCCUUAUGAGCUAAAUUAUCGAUACACAUCAGAAGGACGAACAUCGAAACAUACCCUCAAAAGUGCACAAGAAACUGGUAUCUUACAUUUAUCGAAUGAACCUGGAAAUCAUCGAUAUGACUUCUUGAAUCUCAUUGAUGGCAAUUAUCCGAAUACAGAAGUGAAAAUCUCCUUAGAACAUGAAGUUCAUUCAAGACCAUCGGUAUCAUUCAUUAAACAAAAUACGAAACCAUUAUGUCUAGAUACACCUUUAAUCGGUGAUGCUAAAUUACAACUAAAAGGUGUCGCACCAUUCAAAGUACAUCUAUCAAUAAGAAAACCAGCUUCCACUUCAGUUAAAUCAUAUACUAUAACAACAGAAGAAAAAGACUGGACAUUAGACUUAUCUCAACAUGAAUUAAGCGAAAUCGGUAGACAUGAAAUAUUGAUUACAAGAAUAGAAGACCAAAGUGGAUGUGAACAAAUCAUUAAUGAUUCAGAUGAAUUAAGAACUACGAUAGAAGUUGUUGAAAGUGCUAAGAUAGUUUCGGUAGAUAAUAAAGUAGAUUUAUGUGUUGGUGACUCUUUGGAUUUCCUAUUACAAGGUAAAGCACCUUGGACCAUCGAAUAUGAAUGGCUCGGCAAGAAACAUAAAGUCACUUCGUCAGCAUCUAGGUUUUCCAGGUUUGCUGAAGAAAAGGGUGUUUUCGAAGUGAAAUCAGUCGCUCUAAAGGAUAACCAAUGUAAGAGACAAGUGGAAGGUAUGAAGAGAACCGUCCAUCCACUACCUAAAGCAAGUGUCGUAGAAGGUGAAGAUAGUUUAAGGGAAGGAGAUGAACCUGCUGCAUUCGCAGUUCAUUUUACUGGUCUACCACCUUUCUCAUUUACUUAUACGAGAUCAGAACAAUUUGGUUCGAAAUCAAAAGUCGUUGAAACGCAGACAAUAACGGAUAUAUGGGAAACCACAUAUACGAUUUCAUCCUCUUUGCCAGGUGAUUAUGCCGUAACGGCCAUUUCAGAUAAAUUCUGUAGAUAUCCACCUAUAUCAAGAUCGAAUAAGGAGAGAUAA
Molecule: messenger RNA, 3819 nt
Organism: Kwoniella shivajii
Lineage: Eukaryota; Fungi; Basidiomycota; Tremellomycetes; Tremellales; Cryptococcaceae
Exons: 9
Coding region: 1-3819 (1272 amino acids)
Biological process (GO): nuclear pore organization; protein import into nucleus
Cellular component (GO): nuclear pore transmembrane ring
Molecular function (GO): structural constituent of nuclear pore
Source: RefSeq, a predicted model, not a curated record